UAGUCAGUAGCAGUAACGCACACUGCAGUAAGCCAGCCAGCCCACUGAGCCAGUCUCCACAAAGUCGACCCCUGUGCUGCGCGUGCUCGCGCCUCCUGCCGAACUCGUAACCCCCCAUUUCCUCCGAAGUAAUCGCGGUGAGAAACCGUCGAAACGGAAUAAAAGCGAAAAUUGCUCCACUCGCCCUCUUCUUCCUCCUCUUCUCCGCUUUCUUCUUCAUUUUUCUGCUGUCUCGUUCCCCAAAGACAAUGGAGAGCUUGAUCGGACUCGUGAAUAGGCUGCAGAACGCAUGCACUCUCCUCGGCGAUUAUGGCUCCGCCGGCGAUUCCGUCUUCUCUUCCGUCCCUACUCUCUGGGAGUCCCUCCCUUCCGUCGUCGUCGUCGGCGGUCAGAGUUCUGGGAAGUCUUCGGUGUUAGAGAGCAUCGUCGGCCGAGAUUUUCUUCCCAGAGGAUCAGGGAUUGUGACAAGGAGGCCGUUGGUGCUGCAAUUGCACAAGACAGAACCAAGGGUUGAGGACUAUGCAGAGUUCCUUCAUUUGCCAAAGCAGAGAUUCACGGAUUUCUAUCCUUUUAUCUAUUGCAUUACCGUAGUAAUAUUGAACAGCCUCCUUUCUUGCUCAUCAGCUAUGGUUAGGAAGGAGAUUCAAGAUGAAACUGAUAAAAUGACAGGAACCAACAGACGCAUUUCACCUGUUCCUAUUCAUCUAACCAUCUAUUCCCCAAAUGUUGUAAAUCUGACCCUCAUAGAUCUGCCCGGUCUAACAAAGGUUGCUAUAGAGGGACAGCCAGAGGCCAUUGUUAGGGACAUCGAAAGUAUGGUUCGCUCAUACAUUCUAAAGCCAAAUUGCAUCAUUCUGGCAAUUACUCCUGCCAAUCAAGAUAUAGCUACAUCGGAUGCUAUAAAGCUCUCCAAAGAAGUUGAUCCAUUGGGGGAGAGGACAUUUGGGGUAUUGACAAAGCUUGAUUUGAUGGAUAAAGGAACAAAUGCUGUUGACAUCCUUGAAGGACGGGCUUACCAGCUUCGUCAUCCUUGGGUUGGAAUUGUGAAUCGCUCACAAGCUGAUAUCAAUAACAAAGUAGACAUGGUUGCUGCUCGACAAAGGGAACACGAGUUUUUUGCAACUAGUCUUGACUAUAGCCAUCUAGCUGGCCGAAUGGGCUCUGAAUAUCUUGCAAAGCUUCUGUCAAAGCAUUUGGAAGCUGAAAUCAAGGCCCGCAUACCAGCUAUCACAUCUCUAAUCAACCAUAGUAUCGAUGAACUCGAGAGAGAAAUGUCACACAUUGGGAAUCCUGUUGCGGUGGAUGCUGCUGCCCAAUUGUACACCAUUCUAGAGUUAUGUCGUGCCUUUGAGCGAGUUUUCAAGGAGCAUUUGGAUGGAGGGCGACCUGGUGGUGACCGAAUAUUCACAGUUUUUGACAGCCAGCUUCCUGCUGCUUUGAGGAAACUGCCAUUCGACCAGCACUUGUCUUUGCAGAAUGUAAAGAGAAUUGUGUCACAGGCGGAUGGGUACCAUCCUCAUUUGAUCGCUCCUGAGCAAGCCUAUCGCCGCCUGAUUGAUGGUGCACUUAGUUACAUCAAGGAACCAGCCGCAGCUUCUGUGGAUGCUAUUCACUCCAUUUUGAAGGAGCUUGUCCGGAGGUCCAUUAGAGAAACUGAGGAACUGAAGCGGUUCCCAGCACUCCAGAACGAAAUUGCAUCUGCAGCUUACGAUGCAUUGGAGAGGUUCCGUGGAGAUAGCAGGAAGACGACCCUAAGGUUGGUGGAGAUGGAGUCCUCAUACUUGACUGUGGACUUCUUCAGAAAGCUACCCAUGGAGCCAGAAAGGGGCAGUGCAGGAAGCCCCAUUUCCUCGACUACAGACCGUUACUCCGAAGGGCACUUCCGCAGAAUAGGAUCGAAUGUCUCGUCCUAUGUUGCCAUGGUGGCUGAGAACUUGAGGUACACCAUUCCUAAAGCCGUGGUCCAUUGUCAAGUGAGGGAAGCUGGCCGGUCGCUGCUCGAUCACUUCUACAUCCAAUUGGGCCGAAGAAAUAGCAAGCAGCUUGGAGCACUGUUGAAUGAAGACCCAUUAUUGAUGGAAAGAAGGCAGAGGUUCAGCAGGAGGCUGGAGCUAUACCAAUCAGCAAGGGAUGAGAUAGAUUGGGUUUUGCGGUCUGAAUGAAUUGACUUCAGAGGUAGCUUGGAGAUGGGAGAAAGAAAGAUCAUAAUGCAAAUCAGAUUAGCUACUUUGGGCCGAUUCUUUUCUCGUCUUAGCUUUGCACAUAUCCUCUUGCUCUGUUCCUCUCUGGUUCAUUCAUUUCUAGGGUAGAGUUCUUAAGGCAUUCUUUUAGGUUUAAUCCAUUGUUUCCAAGUAGAUAGAUAUGCAAAUCGCAGAGAGGUACCAAAAGAGAUUCACAAGCCAGAAAUUGAAUGGCAUUUUAUCAUUUGGCUAGAAGCCUAUCGGCAGUAGGUUUCCUUAGUGAACCAGUAUUUGAUAAAAUGCAUCAAAUUUUCAACCACGUAUUUUCCUCUUCAAGCAUAUGUCUAGUCUGACGUAAUGGUCGGAGGAAAAGAUUUCGUCAUUGUUCCUGAUGAUCAAGUCCACUGUUUCCAAACUAAUUUAUGUACCAGUGAUCAUUGGGGGUUGGCAACCGCGUGGUGGUUGUGUCCGUUCAGCCAUUAAUCUGUUUUGUUAUGGUUUCGUUC
Messenger RNA from Linum tenue, 2686 nucleotides. The record is from the annotation of a GenBank genome assembly. Lineage: Eukaryota; Viridiplantae; Streptophyta; Magnoliopsida; Malpighiales; Linaceae.